Messenger RNA from Haemonchus placei, 480 nucleotides. The record is from the annotation of a GenBank genome assembly. Lineage: Eukaryota; Metazoa; Nematoda; Chromadorea; Rhabditida; Trichostrongylidae.
AUGGCUGCGUUAGGUUUUGGCAAGAAUCGUCAUAAAAGUGCUGCAGACUCGGCCGAAGGUUUUGUAGACUCUCCAGAGCGAUACGUUCGAAAAAUUACUGAAAGCGACAGCUGCGGUUCCGAACGUGUGGCCACUGUUGGUGAUUAUGUACGCUCUGUGAGCUCAGUUCCCGCUGCACCAAAGGAUGACGAGUCUCUUUAUGCGGUACCCUAUACAAAUGCUAGCGAAAGGAAACCGUCGGUCGAACAUCUUAAAUGUCCUAUAUCUCUACCUAAAGUGUCAACCAUCAGUUCUGUAUCGUCAGUAGUGUCACCUAAGGAUAACUGUCGCGAUCUGAAGAGCCUCCAAAAGAAAGCAUAUGAAGCGCAGAUUGCUAGGGAGGAAGCGAUGACUAGAUAUUACCAAAUGAAGAUCAAGAAACUCGAGCUGGAGAUCGCACAGCUGCAACGAAACAGAAGUGAAAAUGAAAUCCAGUCAUGA